UAAUUAAACAAAAAUUGUUAGAAGAAAAAUCCUUAUAAAUUUCUAAAUUGUGGCAAUAAAAUCACACACAUUUAAACGCAUACGCCUUACGAUCCGAAAUAGAUAUACGGCUGAGUAAUAAAUAUUGGACUAAGCUUGUUUGCUUUCGCCAAUUUCGCCUAAUGACAGAAGUUUUUAUACUUUCUCUUGCUCAUACUAUCAGUUACUGCUGCCAUCAUCUUUUUUAAUGAUGAUAUCAUAAGGAGAACUAUGUAUACAUUUGUUGUAUGGAAGGAAAAUUACAGUUUUUAACUUUAUAACAUUUUCACCUCUGCCGUAUGGUGCGUUGCUUUGUUGAAACCACAUGCCGGAGGCGUCAAACUUUUACAAUGCGUACCAAAUUGAAAAUGAGAAGAAAUGAUGAUAGCAUGGCUAGUUUAAAUAAUAGCAACGGUGUAGGAGGAGGAGGUAGUGCUACGAACACAAAUGUCAGUCACGAACCACGACGUCAAGUGCAUUUGUGGUGGGGUCAACGUUUAUGGCAAGCCCUCAGAGGUCGCAUACAUAUGCGGACACCACCUCCAACCACACCCGACGACGAUAUGGCGACAACAGCAGCAGUGGGGGGUCUUGAUGAGAGCGAGAAACGCGUCAUAUUCAUAAACCGGCCACAAAUAGGGAAAUUCUGCAACAACCAUAUAUCUACAGCCAAAUACAGUGUUGUAAGCUUUUUACCUUCGUUUCUUUUUGAACAAUUUCGCAGAUAUGCAAAUUGUUUUUUUCUUUUAAUUGCCAUACUGCAACAAAUACCGGAUGUAUCCCCCACGGGACGUUUCACUACAUUAGUACCUUUAAUACUAAUUUUAGCCGUGAGUGGAAUUAAAGAAAUUAUCGAAGAUGUGAAAAGACAUAGGGCGGAUAAUGAGAUCAAUCACCGUUCAGUAGAGCAUUUGACCAAUGGAAUAUGGUUGACAAUACGUUGGGAGCAACUCCAAGUGGGAACCAUUGUUAAGAUACCCAAUAACACUUUCUUUCCGGCUGAUCUAAUACUACUGUCGUCUAGUGAACCGCAGGGCAUGUGUUUCAUAGAAACAUCCAAUUUAGAUGGAGAAACCAAUUUGAAAAUACGCCAAGGCGUUCCAGCUACAGCUAAACUACUCGAAACUAAAGAUUUAUUGGAAUUGGAUGGUACUGUGGAAUGUGAACAGCCUAAUCGAAUGUUAUACGAAUUUAAUGGUGUAUUGAAAGAACACGAAAAGCAAAGCGUAGCAUUAGGUCCAGAUCAAAUUUUACAGAGGGGAGCUGUUUUACGCAAUACGUCUUGGAUUUUCGGUAUGGUCGUUUACACUGGUCAUGAGACUAAGCUAAUGAAGAACUCUACGUCAGCCCCUUUGAAAAGAUCGACGGUGGAUCGGCUAAUCAAUACCCAAAUACUUAUGCUGUUUAUGAUUUUGCUGGGUUUAUGUUUAACUAGUGCCAUUUUCAAUUUCAUUUGGACUCGCAAUUAUUUUGAAAAAUAUUGGUAUUUGGGCUUAACCGAUUUCAAGAGUCGAAAUUUUGGAUAUAAUCUUUUAACGUUUAUUAUACUCUUUAAUAAUCUGAUACCGAUCUCAUUGCAAGUCACUUUAGAGCUGGUUCGAUUUUUGCAAGCUCAUUUCAUUAAUUACGAUAUGCAAAUGUAUCAUUCUGACUCUGAUACGCCAUCUGUAGCUCGUACAUCUAAUCUAAAUGAAGAACUGGGUAUGGUCAAGUAUAUAUUUUCUGAUAAAACUGGUACUUUAACACGCAACGAAAUGGUGUUUCGCAAAUGCUCCAUAGCUAACCUUGUCUACCAAACCGAAAAUACGCCAGAACAAAGUUUGGUGGUACAGCAUCUCUUAAGCCAACACGAUAACGCUGCCAUCAUUAAAGAAUUCUUAGUACUUUUAUCCGUGUGUCAUACUGUUAUACCGGAAAAAAACCCGGACGGUUCUAUUACUUAUCAUGCAGCUAGUCCCGACGAACGCGCUCUAGUAGAAGGGGCUAAGCUUUUCGGGUAUGUGUUCGAAACGCGCACUCCACAUCACGUCGAAAUAAACGCUUUGGGAGAAAAAGAGCAAUAUGAAAUUUUAAACGUUUUAGAAUUUACUUCGGUUCGCAAACGAAUGUCGGCUAUAGUAAGAACACCUGAAGGCGAAAUCAAAUUGUUCUGCAAAGGAGCUGACAGUGUAAUUUAUGAGCGUUUGGCUCAGGAUGGCCAAGCAUUUCGUGAUGUUACGUUAACCCAUUUAGAAGAAUUCGCCGUUGAAGGAUUGCGUACCCUCUGCUGUGCAGUGGCGGUUAUACCUGAGGACGUUUACAACGAUUGGCAAACUACUUAUCACAAAGCCUCCACAUCAAUAACCGACAGAGAAAGUAAAGUGGCAGAAGCUGCCAAUCUUAUAGAAAACAAUCUUACGCUUCUGGGGGCCACCGCGAUAGAAGACAAACUACACGAGGGUGUGCCCGAAACCAUAGCAUCUCUUUUGGAAGCAGGCAUAUUCAUAUGGGUUUUGACUGGCGACAAACAAGAAACCGCCAUUAAUAUUGGGCAUUCCUGUCGUUUGAUUUCGCCCACAAUGGACAUUGUUAUACUUAACGAAGAGAGCUUAGAUGCAACUCGUGAAGUUAUCCAUCGGCAUUCUAGUGAAUUGCAAACUAAUACUAACAAAAAUUGCAAUGUUGCUCUAGUGAUUGAUGGGAAAACCUUAAAAUAUGCUUUAAGCUGUGAUCUCAGACGUGAGUUCCAAGAACUAUGCACUGGCUGUCGAGUAGUAAUCUGCUGUCGAGUUUCACCCAUACAAAAAGCAGAAAUCGUCGAAAUGAUUACCACCUCAACAAGGGCUGUUACAUUGGCAAUUGGUGACGGAGCCAAUGAUGUUGCUAUGAUUCAAAAAGCUAAUGUAGGCGUAGGCAUUUCCGGUGUAGAAGGCUUGCAAGCUUCCUGCGCCUCCGAUUAUUCUAUCGCGCAGUUUCGUUUCUUAAAACGGCUGCUAUUAGUGCAUGGUGCUUGGAAUUAUCGACGUAUUACCAAAUUGAUAUUAUACUCGUUCUAUAAGAACGUCUGCCUUUAUGUUAUCGAAUUAUGGUUUGCUAUAUAUUCAGGUUGGUCGGGCCAAAUUUUAUUUGAACGCUGGAUUAUAGGUCUAUACAAUGUGAUGUUCACCGCAUUUCCUCCUAUGGCGAUUGGUAUCUUUGAGAAAGUCUGCUCAGCCGAAACUAUGCUGAAAUAUCCGCUGCUUUACAAGCCAUCGCAAAAUGCCAAACUAUUUAAUGUGAAAGUGUUCUGGGUGUGGAUUAUGAAUGCUCUACUCCAUUCCAUUAUUCUUUUCUGGAUGCCACUGUUGGCUUGCCAAAAGGAGACAUUAUGGCUUCACGGUAAAACGGCUGACUACUUACUGCUUGGCAAUCAUGUCUAUACAUAUGUAAUUGUAACGGUAUGUUUGAAAGCUGGUCUUUCAACUAAUUCGUGGACAUGGCUAACGCAUGCCUCUAUUUGGGGUUCGAUAGCGUUAUGGUUUCUUUACAUCAUCAUAUAUAGUAAAUUUUGGCCAUUUCUCCCGUUGGCUGCCAAUUUUGCUGGAAUGGAUCGCAUUCUCUUCAGCACGCCUGUAUUUUGGUUAGGUCUAAUCCUAAUACCGAUAACCACCCUGUUAGCAGACGUCCUGUUUAAGUUGGUACAAAACACUGUUUUUAAAUCCCUAACGGAAGCUGUACGCGAAUCAGAAAUAAGACAACGCGAUCCAGAUGACGUUAUGAACGAAACGAGAUCCUCAUUCACAGAGACAGCCAGACUUUUACGUAACGUAUUUGUUAGACGUGCCACCACACGGGUUGAUAUCGAUGUUGAAUUGUCACAUGGUUACGCCUUCUCCCAGGAAGAGGGUGGUGCUGUUUCGCAAUCAACUAUAAUACGCUCGUAUGAUACAAAUUUGCAAAAACCGCGGGGCGACUAGAAACGCAAACAGUAUUGGGCAAGACAAAAAUUCUAAUAUAAAAUCCAACCAAUCGACAAAAAAAAAAAAAAUGCAAAAAUCUUUUUAAAUAGCAAAUUAACUAGUAACGAAUCGAAUUAAAUUUAGAAUUUCUCUCUUUAGAAACGAUUUUCUACUCCGAGCAUCGAAAUCGAAAAAGUCCGUAUUUAAAUUUUACGUGAAUUAGAAAAACCAAUCUUUUUCUUAUUUUCCAAGUUUUUCAUCUCUGUUCUGAUUUACUGUUUUUGUACUUUUACUGCAAACGUUUGGAUUCAUUAGCAAAAAGGGAUGAAUGAAUGCCUGGGGAACUAAUUCUAAUUGAUAUUUAAGUUAUUAUAGUUUGUCGUUAUUAUAUACAACGAUACAACGAAACUUUGUUCUGCUAUAAGCCUACAAUUAGAUAAAAUUAUUUAACUUUUCUUUUUGAAGAUAAGACACUCUCUUAUUUUGUCUAAUGGUGCCGACUAAGGAAGUUUUUUUCUUUAUUAGUUUUGUUGCUAAUGACAAACUUGUAAAGAAAUUAUCUGUUGUAACUAUUCUUCCGCAACUAAUGUAUGGAUCUAUAAGUUUUAGGACAACAAAUUUACCUAAAGAUACGGAUAAUCUCAUUUGGUCUUUUCCUAGGUAGGGAAAUCCAUUUACAACAUAUUUACUUUUUACAUCCGACGACAAGCAGAAUUUUAUGCCAAACUUAUUUGGCUUUUUUGGCAUGUACUCCGUAAAUCUACAUCUGGCCUUGGUCGGGAAUAACUGCUCAUCAACUGUAAUGAUAGCAUCUGGUUUACAACACAUUUGAUUGUUGUUGAAUUUAUUCCACACCUCUGAAACUAAUGCAAAUUUAUCCGUUCACGGAUAUACGACGAGGGACCAACCACAUUUUCAAAUCAAAUGCUUUUGCUUUUGCCAUUACCUGCUAAAAUUUUACAUUUUCUCUAAAGCUUCAGCAAAUUAUAAUAAUACGAUGUAUGAUGAGUCAUCGAUAGAAAAGAUUUCUAAUAGAAAAGAGACGUUAAUGUCAUUCUUUGUAGAAUUCCGUUGUUUUCUUUUCUUUUUUUUUUUUGUCAUUACAUUGUACAAUUUUCAUAAUUUUAGUUUAGUGGAUUCUUAGAUCGAAAAAUUCCGUAAGAACGUAGAUGAAUUCGCCAUUUAUAUCUUCGAUAUGGAAGACAAGCUGUUUCUUGUGUGAAAGAGAUAAACGAACAAAGGAUACAAACUUCCAUUUAGUCCUUCGGGGGGUCUUUAAUUUAUUUAAAAUAUAUGAAAAAAGCUUUACGACCUUUUCGGUACUUACAACACUGCCAAUCUUGACGAACUGAUUUCUUUCACUAAGAUGGCUAUUUUCUCACUUUGAUUAACUCGAAGUUUUCUUUAAUAUUUAUUAUUGUUAUAAUAUCAUCAUCAUCAUUUAUCUUUUCACGAUUUCUUCCAAUCGCUUUCUGCCAAUUAAUGUAAUCUUUAAUUAGCUAAAGCUUGAUUUCUUUAGCGUUGGCGGUUAUGUUGUGAAAUAUGCGACGCUCGCUUGGUCAAUUUCCUGAACAUAACUAAGAGAAGAGUGCUUCGAAAUAAGUACUGCAUAUUGGUGCAAAGGUUUUUGACUUAUCUUGGUUCGCAGAAAAUCUCUAGAAUCAUCAACUAGCUGUAUCUGAAGCCUUAUACUUGAAAGGCCUUUCGACGUGUGUGCACAUAUAUAUAUAUAUACCUAUAUAAAUUGUUUGAUAUAUAUAUAUAUAUAUAUAUGUAAAAUACGAUUAGAGUGCUAGAAUUUUUAUUAAUUAAUAAUAGAAGCGAGGUCAUUUGAGAACUGUCUUGAAUACAUUGAUUUUAUCUAUCCUCUUUUUGUUUUUGCUUGCAAUAAAUUUUUAUUUACAUCCUUAUCAGAAUUUUUAAAUCUAUGUAUUCUUUAUUGACAUCCUUAUUAGAAUUUUUAUGUUCUUUAGUUAAGCAAAAGUGGCAUUACUCACUAUAAUGAAUCAGUGCAAACAUUAAAUUUCUUGGAGUGAGGAACAUUCUUGCUUUGAAAUACUUUUCAUUGCCGCAAUUUUAGAAAUUUUUUAAUUCUAUUUGAAACCUUUUUUCUUUCAAUUGUUCUAUCCUUUCUCACGGUGACCACAUUUUUAUAUAACUAAUUGGAGCGACAACAUUUGUGCGGGGAUGAUGAAAGUAAACUUUAACUUUUAGUCUACAGCGAUUGAGGCAAACAUAUUCAGCUUGAUUAACGGAACAGAAGUACAUUUACACUAAAAACGGUAGGCUUGUGCACAUAUCACUUUCAACAUCUUUUCUCGUAAUGUAGCCUAAUCGCUAAGCAAAAAAAAGUAUUUUGAAAGAGUGUAUGUAGCUGCCUUUAAUGAACCGACAUGUCGAACUGUGCAAAGUGAUUUCCGUUAACACCUCCCUUCAGGUUUCGCACUCAAUGUUGUAAGGCCUAUGAAAUAUUUUCUUUGCCUCUUCGUUAACUUUAGGUAUAUCAAGUGCAACAACAUAAUUCCCAGGAGAAUAUUUCUGAUUUGCUUUCUUUUAAGCCAAGAUUAGACUAGCUCUAAAAAAGUAGGUAAAACUCUAUUAAAGCAGCAAUCGAAUUCGAUUUCAAAAAAGAAGAAAGUGAGCGUACCAUAACUUUAGCAACACAUAUAUAGCUGGCUAUGUUGCAACGACAGUGAGAAAUAUGGUCUUUGGAAAAGGUACACUAAUUACUAAUUUGCGGAAAAAUGUUUGCAAAUCUUUUAAACGAUAUUGUUUUACUCGCAGAGCAAUCGGUGGAAUGGCCCUAAAGACGUUUUCUCUAAGCAUAUACUAGCAAGAAAGAGAAAGCUACAAUAUAAGCAAGAAAUCAGCAUUGAUAGUUCCCCAAAUAAAAG
This is a messenger RNA of Glossina fuscipes, 6829 nucleotides long. It is a transcript of the gene ATP8A, whose product is annotated as probable phospholipid-transporting ATPase IA. Bases 318 to 3953 code for a protein of 1211 amino acids. Gene Ontology annotation, molecular function: ATPase-coupled intramembrane lipid carrier activity; magnesium ion binding; ATP binding. Gene Ontology annotation, biological process: phospholipid translocation. Gene Ontology annotation, cellular component: plasma membrane. The transcript has 3 exons. The record is from RefSeq and is a predicted model, not a curated record. Lineage: Eukaryota; Metazoa; Arthropoda; Insecta; Diptera; Glossinidae.